This is a messenger RNA of Dalotia coriaria, 4506 nucleotides long. Its product is annotated as dipeptidase 2-like. The transcript is spliced from 10 exons. Gene Ontology annotation, biological process: proteolysis. Gene Ontology annotation, molecular function: metallodipeptidase activity. Bases 475 to 2766 code for a protein of 763 amino acids. NCBI's taxonomy places the organism in Eukaryota, Metazoa, Arthropoda, Insecta, Coleoptera, Staphylinidae. The record is from RefSeq and is a predicted model, not a curated record.
CCGUCGCUGGCACUCGUUUAAACGAGCCGGGCUUAGAAAACGCGCGCAUUCGCGAUAAAUUCAAAAAGUUCAAUUAAAAUUCAAAUCAAACAUCAAAAUAAAUAUUAUUUCAACAUCAUGUUCAUCUAAUACACAGUGUAGUAAAUAUUAAAAUAUCAAAAUUAUUAUUAAUAUAAAUUAAAAUUAUUGAAUUAUAAAAUUAUUGUGUUGUGUGUAUUUUUUGUUUGUUUUGACAGUUAAAAGUUAAAGUGGCGGUAUAGUGAUUGGAAAAACGUGAUUGUGUGCAUUGGAUAUUGUGCGUGCUGUUUGAAUAGGGCCGAGGAUAAUAAAGCGCGAGCAAAGGAAGAGUCUUUGGAGGCGGCGUCUUAAUUGAGUGGCGGCGCCCGGCGUGAUUGCCGUUAAUUGGAAGGCGCGACAUGUGGCCCGAAAUUAAUUAACACCACGCUCGGCCGGCGCGAUAUUAAUUAAAGAAAGAUGAAGUCGUCGAAAUACACGCAGGCAACUAGCCCAAUGGACAAUGAUUACAGGGAUUAUCAGAAUAUCGGGACAAUUAUACCCAACGAACCCAAUCUGAACCAUACACGUUAUGAGAAUAGCGAAGAGCUUCUCCUGAACCAUUUUGAUUACCGCUGUAACCAUCAACAGGCUACUCAACCACCAAACCAUCAAAACCAUCAAAAUCAUCAUCAUGAACGCAAUGCGAAUAGUAUAACCACGCGAGCUGAAGAUUUCGACACUAGAUGUCAGUGUAACCCACCCCCACCACCUCCCAACGUCCGCCAUGCUCACUCCCAUCAUGCGGGUGGUCGUUUCAAGCAGUAUAACAGCGAUCAGAACAUCCCGCACAAUCUCGCCAUGUCCCUGACCAAGCUUGAUAACGCUGGUAGUCAAUUCAGCCUGGAUCGAAAAGCGAAUCGACCCGGGAGUGGCGCUGGCAACAAGAAGCAUACUUAUACAUGUGAACAGAACCAGAAGAUUCUGCAGAAGCUCGAGAUGAAGCGGAUGCGUUCGCCGGAGGUGAUUAACGUGCAUCGCGGCACGCCGACCCUCCUCUACGAUCCGCACUGUGACAUUGGCGGCGUGACGAUUUACGACGAUUACGGCUUCCGCGGCAGUGGUGCAACCCCAGUGCCCGCACCGCUAUCCAACACAAAUGUGGCUGGUGGUGCUGCUAGUGGUGGUGGUGGGAGUGCACGAGGGACUCUCAAGAGACAACAGAUGGAGCGAUUGAAUGGUGGAACAAAACAGAGACGUCCUGCUGAUGGAAUGGACUCUGAAAUGGAUGAUCCUGAGUUGAUUUUUGAAGUGGACCAACUACGUUUGGGGGAAUGUCCGUGCGCAUGCGAACAUGUCAUCUACGGACCUGGAUAUACCAACUGUCUACAGGACGAACGUUUCCCGCCCGCGCCGGACGUGACGCGACGCCUGGGGACGCUGACGCCGCUCGGGAAGGCCGACACGCCUCCGUACUAUCGUGCGGCGUCCGCCACCAACAGCUCCAGCACGCAGUCAUCCAGAGUUGAUUUAUCACCCCGCCAUUGGUAUAUCAUAGUAACAGUACUGCUAUUCGCCGCUGCGGCCGGUGUUGGCGUUCCGAUCGCUUUGAAAAUAAACGCCGGAGCUUCCCUGGACGAACGCCUCGAGAUCGCAGCUCGUUUACUGCAAGAAGUGCCUCUCAUCGACGGCCACAACGAUCUGCCGUGGAAUAUUCGCAAAUUCCUCCACAAUCGACUCAAAGACUUCAAAUUCGAUGGGAAUCUCCGCGAGGUGGCGCCGUGGUCGAACAGCGCAUGGAGUCACACGGAUUUACCUCGUCUGAAACGCGGACAGGUGUCAGCACAAUUUUGGGCGGCGUACGUGCCGUGCAAUUCGCAGUACAAGGACGCUGUGCAGCUGACCCUCGAGCAGAUCGACGUGAUUAGAAGACUGACCGAACUCUAUCAACCCUCACUGACGCUGUGCACGUCGGCGGAAGAAAUCAAAAACGCGCACAGUAAAAACCAAGUGUGUUCUUUGAUCGGCGUCGAAGGCGGGCAUUCGCUCGCGGGGAGCUUGGGAGUGUUGCGAUCGCUGUAUCACGUGGGUGUGAGAUAUUUGACGUUGACUUCGUCAUGCAAUACUCCAUGGGCGGAAUGUUCCAAUUCGAAUUUACCGCCUGAUAAUGGUGGGCUUAAUAAUUUUGGAAAAAUUGUGGUGAAGGAAAUGAAUCGCCUCGGAAUGAUUGUGGAUCUUUCACAUGUGUCAGUGGCGACGAUGCACGAUGCGCUAGCAGUGUCAAAAGCACCGGUUAUAUUCAGCCACUCGUCUGCGCAUGCGCUUUGUAAUUCGACGCGGAAUGUACCCGAUGCAACGCUCCGCAAGGUGGCGCUCAACAAAGGCAUCGUGAUGGUGAACUUCUACUCGCGGUUUCUAACCUGUAAGGACGUCGCCAGUGUAUCGGAUGCAGUCGCGCACAUAAAUCACAUCCGAGAGGUGGCCGGCGUCGAUAACGUCGGUCUGGGUGCUGGCUACGACGGCAUCAAUUUCGUCCCGCAAGGACUGGAAGAUGUGUCGACGUAUCCGACGCUAUUCGCUGAGUUAAUGGCGACUGGGAAAUGGACGGUGGAUGAUCUGCGCAAACUCGCCGGGCUUAAUUUUCUACGCGUCAUGCAGGAAGUGGAAAAAGUGAGGGAUGAAUUCAAAAAGGCGAAUGUACCGCCGUAUGAAGAUGUCAUGCUGCCACGACCCAAGGAAAACAAUUGCACAUCGGCUGACAGUUUGAAAUAAGAGAUCUAACCUCAACUUGAAGCUAUGAAUCAAUUUUUAAUCAAAGGGAUGAAAAGAAAAUCAUUAAAACUAGCAUAAUUUCACUAACAAUAAUAACGAGAUUUACGACCCGCAACAAUAAUCAAAACGACCAUUCAGUAUUCUUCCCUGGCUUUAAAAACAUUAAACUUUUAGAGAGAAAAAUGCUAAAUUUCGACAAUUUUUGCUUCUGAUUCGGAAAUUAAUGAAAUUCAACGUGGAGUUAAUAAGCGACCGGUGCUAACUGAUUAAUUAAUAAUUAUUAUUACGAUUAAACGGGAUUUUAAAUCGAUGAAUCAAUUAAAUAUGUACUUAAAGAACGCUGAAUCAAAUGAUAAAAAGAAAAAAACUUUAAAAAAUAAUGAAAAUAUAAUUCAUACGAUAUAUUUUGGUGAUACUCGUAUAUCAGCGCGUAUUUUUCCAAUGAUGCAUUUUAUAACGUUUCUAUUGCCACAUGUAUUCAUAAUAUUUCCUAAUCUCUAGAGAAAUUUAUUGUUAGUUACUUGUGAUGACCAUGAGGUUAGGCAACCAAACAUGCAAACAACUUAGGUUAUGUUGAUGUUUCACCUUUUAAUCUUUAUUAUAUUCGACACACACGAAAUGUUAAUUGUUUGUUACUCUAGUCAAAUGUUACAUUACCAUUCAGUAUUACAUUCAUCAAAGAAGAUAAUGACUGAUACACUAAUCUUAAAUAUCUUGAAAAUUAUCGGUAAAUCCUAAUCAUGAAUUAUUCAAUGUGGGCCAAAGUACAUCAGCCAAACUGACAGCAAGAAACCAAACUGCUAUGCAUAAACAAACACGGAAUUUUGCACAAAAUAAAUAAGAUAAAUCGUAAAUGAAUAAAAAUAAGGCGUGAGAUUCAGAGAUAAACUUAAAAAUUAAAUUAAUCAAAUUAAAAACCUUUAAAAACAUGGUUAACAACCAAUAAAUGAUCUAUUGUAUAUACUAGACUAGGAUAUAUAUGAUAUAUGAUAUAUAUGAUAAUGAUAAUAACGUCUAAAUUAUGUUUUUAGUUGUUUUCUCUUAGUUUUUGUGUGGAUGAGUAUGUAAAUUGUUGUGGAAACUUGUUUUCACACAUCAAAGCAGCGAUUUCUAAACACUUUAAACAUGUAGCAACCACACAUGACAAUGUUAUAUGAAAAUGUUUAAACUUUAAGCAUUCGACGCGUAAAUAAUUCAUGAAACACAAAAAAUGGGAACAAUUUCAUACCAUUUUUUAAAUACUCAGAUAUUUUAUGUUUUCGGGUAUCCUAUUGAAUGCGACUCAAUUCGGAGAUUGAAAAAAUGAUAAAAUUGAAUAUAAAUGAUCCUUAACAUAUCAUAAUUAUAACUAGUCAUCGCAAUUAUGAAGGGAUGAAAAUGGGGCAGUUUCAAUAAAUAUUACAAUGUUUUUUGUUUAAAAUUAGCGUCUUAUUCGGCUUUCGACUGUGAGAAAUGAAAAUGAUAUGCCCUGUGAUGAAGCAAUAUUUGUAUUAUGUUUAUUUGAUUGUAUUUUAUGUGGUUUUAAACUUUUCUUGAGCUUUAUUGUGCGAAUAGUGUGGAUUUAUCAGAGUGUUUUAUUUAUGACCGUAUAAUACUGAGAUUUAUGUGCGUUACCGAUGAAUGAAUAUGAAAAUAUGAAGUCUAUUAUCGAGCAGAUUGAGAGAAGUUUAUAUAAAAUGAAUUUGAUGUUGAUCCGUUUUGAUGGUAUAAUUUGUAAGAAAUACAUUUUUUAGACAAUUA